Beta vulgaris subsp. vulgaris (sugar beet) is the source of this 1259-nucleotide messenger RNA. RefSeq lists its product as hypothetical. The record is from RefSeq and is a predicted model, not a curated record. Bases 1 to 1194 code for a protein of 397 amino acids. The transcript is spliced from 2 exons. Lineage: Eukaryota; Viridiplantae; Streptophyta; Magnoliopsida; Caryophyllales; Amaranthaceae.
AUGUACACCACGAGACCAUUAUCUCUCUACAAGAAAUCCCCGGAAGCCAUUUCAAUACCUCCAGAAGGUCCGAAUUCAGGUUACUUGGUAAUUCAAGAUGAAGAGUCCACACCAACUUCGUGUUUCGGAUUGUGCAAAGACCCGUCCAUCAAUGAUCUGCCCUUCCCUCAAAACAAGCGUCUCUCCAUUGAAUUUGAAGUACCGAUGCAAGAUCAAGCUGCCAGCUACCAUAGUUAUGAUGAGGUUUACUUGAUUCCUAUCAUCAACCAGCCACUCUCAUCUCACCGAUAUUAUGCAAUCAAAGCAAAUGGGAAACGUAAAGGAGAAGCAUAUGCAAGCUCCAAAGAAGAAGAUAAGGGUACCUGUUGUUUCUGCUUCCCAUGGAUCCGGGACCUAAAACCAAGACCCUUUGAUCCAGAGGACAUUUAUCAACAAUUUGAAUUCUCUGUAACAAAAACAUUCCUCAGCGGCAACAUGCUCUUAGCUAAAUCUGUAGCAUCUGAUGGUCACCCUCCACAAUUCAUGCGCAGAAAAGGAUGGCAAAUGAACACCAAGUCUCUAAAAAAUUCCACCCUGCAAGAAGCUCGAGGUCUUGACUCUUCUCUUCGAGCUCAUCUUCCAGACUUCAAUUUCCCGGUAUCUCAAGAAUGUUCCAAGUCUGUCAUAGUUGGUAAGUGGUGCUGCCCUUUCAUGUUCAUCAAAGAAGGAAGAGAGAAGGAUCAAAUCAAGAAGUCUGUGUUCUAUGAGAUGACACUUCAGCAACGAUGGGAGCGGAUUUUUGCUGCUGAUCGGAGGACUUACGGUCAGAAGAAGUUAGUGACAGUAGAUGUGGUGGUUCCAACUGAAAUGGUAAGAAUUGCAGGUCAGGAAGCUAAGAAAGAAAAGAGAAACGAUGACAAAGGUGUGGUGUGGUUCAAUGGAAGCGGAACGAAAGAACAUGUGGGGUUAAGUUCACUAAUUAUACAAAGAAUGAUGUAUGAAGAAGAAAGAUCAGGAUGGGUUAAAGCAAAAGAGAAGCAGUUCAGGGUGAUUAAAGAUGAGAAAUAUGCAGGGAGAGGAGAGUGGAGAAAUUUUGGUUGUUAUUUGCUUGUUGAAACUUUUGUUCUGAAGAGGAAUGAUGGGAGUAUUGUGCUAACAUAUGACUUCAGGCAUACUCAUCAAAUAAGAAAUAAAUGGGAAUCAGGAUAUCAAUGAGUUGUAAAUUAUUGCAUUCAUGCGUUUGAGAAAAUAAGAGUUCUAAUAAGUAUUUAUAGCUUGAA